Messenger RNA from Caenorhabditis sp. 36 PRJEB53466, 512 nucleotides. Lineage: Eukaryota; Metazoa; Nematoda; Chromadorea; Rhabditida; Rhabditidae. The record is from the annotation of a GenBank genome assembly.
AUGGGUAACGCCAUUUACACGGACCAGAUCGUGUGCCACGAUACCAUGGAAACUUGUGAGUUGAAAUAUUUGAGAACUUGUCAGUAAUUGAAUAAACUGCUUAAAGGUCGUUCUCAUUGUGACAAAUCAGAGUGUGUUUUCAUGGAGAACUGCAAUAAUAUGGGAAAGAAGUUUGUAUGCAUUCCGUUCGAUCCGAGAUUUAUUAUGUUAGUUCCAAGAAAAACAAUUUCUGACAAAUUAGAUUCUAAUUACAGGUGGGUCAUGAUCAUUUCGUUUGUGAUAGUUCUGCUCACUUGCUCAUCUCUCGUUGCCUGCUACAUCUGCCGAGCUGUCCGGAAAUCGUAUCAAAUGCAAGUUCAGUACAAUUCGAAUAGAGAGGUUCGAAAGCAAAACGUCGUUAUUCUAAAUAUAUGUGGGUUUUUUUGCAGGUUGUGUUCCAAAACCCGGGAAGAGUGCAUCAUGUGCAUUACGAUUCGCCGAGACGACAGGAUCACGGACAACAACGUUACUGA